AUGGUUUUAAUAAUACUUUACAAUGUUAGCUUAUAGUUUUAGUUUUUAGUUCUUUAAAUUGUUGUUUUUAUUUUACACUUGAUAUAUUUAUUCUAUUUGAUUUUGUCCAUUUUCAACUAGAAAAUAAAAUCAAGUGUCACCAUUUUUGGUAAAAUAUUUAGAUUCUUUUAUAAGCUCAUCCAAUCUAAAGAACGUUUUGAUAAUUUUAUCAAAAAAAAUCAAACUAGUUUUGAAGUUUAUAAGAGAUGGCGAUUUUUAAGAAAUAAUAGAAAAUCUGCAUUAUUUCAAAAAAAUGUCACCACUAUACUUUCAGUUUAGAAUUCAAAAGUUAGCCAACAAAAUUUAAAAAGGAGAAUUUCUUAGUUUAUAAGUUAAAAUUAAGUUUUAAUUUAAUCUUCUUUUUCUAACUCUUUAAAUAAAAUGAAUUCUUCUUUUCUUGAAACAAAUUCUAUCUAGACUCCAAAUAAAAGGCUGGUAACAAAAUCUAAUUUUGGAGGUGAAAAAAAGUAGUUAUCAUUUCAAACAGAUGUUAAUGAAAAAUCUAACUUUAGAGGAUAAAAUACAAUUUUAUCCUAAUUGAAUUAAUUAGAUAUAAAAAAAAAUAAAAGCAUUAUUACUAUACCAAAUGAUACUAGUCCUAUGUAAAAUAAGAAAAUUGAAUAAAAUGAUUAAUAUGAGCUUUCUUUUUGUGGCUAAGUUAAAUUUGUUUAAAUUAAGACUUUAUAUUGA
Molecule: messenger RNA, 729 nt
Organism: Tetrahymena thermophila SB210
Lineage: Eukaryota; Ciliophora; Oligohymenophorea; Hymenostomatida; Tetrahymenidae
Product: transmembrane protein, putative
Exons: 2
Source: RefSeq, a predicted model, not a curated record